UCACACAGUACGCGCACUUCCUGCGUCUCUUGAGUUCUGAGCUCUGUGAUUCCCUUCUAGAAACCAAUUACAGGGUCUUAGAUCUCUCUCCCUCUUUCAGAACUAAAGAAAUAGAAAAUCUUGACAUAUUUAGAUUUCUUCUGUUAUAUUCAAUUUAGUAUCCAACUAUCCAUUUGAUUUUCUAGUGCUAACCCGGUUUUUCAAGAAUGCUUAUGUUGUUUACUCAUUAUAAUCCACUUGGGUUUCUGAGUCUUUGAGGAGAUUAUCCACCUUAUUUUAGGGAUUGCAGAGGCGUUGACCUUUUGGGAGAAGAUGAUGCAUCAAUUCUUCAAAGUCAGCGCAAAAGUUUGAGUCUUUCUUUCUUUUACGCUUUCUUUUUUCAGGCACAGCGGUGAUUAUAUAUUUAUAUCUUCUGAGUGUUUUCAGGAUUUGGUUCAGAUAGGUUUCUAGAUUUUGCCUGAAAUUUGGUAGAUUGAGCAGUAGAGAUUGCAAAGUCGUAAUCUUUCUGAGAUUGUGGUUUGUAAUACAACUGUUUGAUGUAUUUCCUGAGAGGAGUGUCUUGAUUUUGUGUUGAAAAACUCUGGGGUUGUUGAAGCUGGUUGUACUUUGAGCUGAAAGGAUUGUGACUGUACAUUUGGCAAUGGAUAUGGAUGAUAAUGAGUUGAACCUGGGUAAAAAUAAGCUUGUGGAAGGAAUGGAAUCUCAAAAAGAUGUAUUGAAUGGGGAGAAAGAAGAUGAAGAUGAAUCAAAGUCCUUGCUGCCAUCUAAGAGAGGUGGAUUAUUGAAAAAGCCUGUAAAUCCCAAGCUAAAAGUGCAGUGGAAUGAUAGAAAUGGGGAUAAGCUUGCUGAGAUCUUGGAAUUCCAACCAAGUGAAACAAGCGACUCGGAAGAAGAGGAAUCGGACUCUUGUAUGUGUAGAGUAAUGUAGUUCUUAUCAUUUGUUACACGAUUGAGCUAAUUUUCCCAUGAAGUUACCCAAGCCAGAGGGGUAAUUGCCUUGAUUCUCUAAUCAAAUUACAAGUGACAGUAAUAGCAGAUUCUUGCAAAAGCAUAUCAUUUAUCGUUUUGGUUCACGUGGCCAACCAAAACUACUUUCUUUAUAGAAAAUAGAUCAUAGGACUUGCUGUGUCAUAUGUAACAUACUGAGUCUACACUCUUGACAUCAUUGUAUUUUACUGAAUAACAGUGUAUAUGUACUCUUAUGAUUAAUAAGAGACCACUGUCCCUGAUUGUUGUGUA
Ipomoea triloba (trilobed morning glory) is the source of this 1239-nucleotide messenger RNA. RefSeq lists its product as uncharacterized. NCBI's taxonomy places the organism in Eukaryota, Viridiplantae, Streptophyta, Magnoliopsida, Solanales, Convolvulaceae. The record is from RefSeq and is a predicted model, not a curated record. The coding region runs from base 641 to 928 and encodes 95 amino acids. The transcript is spliced from 2 exons.